Bombina bombina (fire-bellied toad) is the source of this 3622-nucleotide messenger RNA. It is a transcript of the gene CASD1, whose product is annotated as CAS1 domain containing 1. The transcript is spliced from 19 exons. Gene Ontology annotation, cellular component: Golgi membrane. The coding region runs from base 176 to 2878 and encodes 900 amino acids. Gene Ontology annotation, molecular function: N-acetylneuraminate 9-O-acetyltransferase activity. The record is from RefSeq and is a predicted model, not a curated record. Lineage: Eukaryota; Metazoa; Chordata; Amphibia; Anura; Bombinatoridae.
UUGCUGCUCUGAACACACAAAACACUCAUUGUAGUGCAAAAAAACACCAUUUAUGUUAUCAAAAUGACUUAACUCAAGGAAGAGACACUGGAAAGUAUAUUGGGAGAUCUGCUAAAAAUUAGUCUCUGGUUGUUCCUGUAGCCCAGUCCCAUUGUGCCUGUCACCAAGCUCCCCAAUGUCGCACUUGGAUCAAAACUUAAACAGCACGGUUUCUUCGGACCAUACUACGCUCAAAGACAGCCCGCUAUCAGAUGAGAGUAAAACUGAAACGAAGCCUCCUUUCCCUGCCUGGGAUCCAACACACAAACGGAGAAGAGGAGACCCCGAGGAGGAGCAGCCCCUGCUGCAAGAUACAACCGAACAACCCUCUUCCUUUCUUGCAGACCCCUCGCCGCAUCCCUCCUCCCCUUCUCCGCCCUCGCAGCCGCAGUGCUGCCCCUCAGCGCCCGGCAGCUCCAUAGCACGCUGCUGUCAUGGAGGAGCCAAGAUGGCGGCCCUGGCCUACAACCUGGGCAAGCGGGAAAUUAACCAGCACUUCACCGUGAGAAAUGCCAAAGUACUGGCGCUGGGGGCCGUACUACUACUCUCCAUAUGCCACGCCGUAUCCUGGGGUUACUCCCGAGGAGAUGACACGUGUCAAUAUCUUAUAUCAAGUGGCCGGUUCCUUGGAGAGGAUGUAUGGCAACCAUUCAGCUGUAUGAUGCAUAAGUACAAAACAAGUGAGGCCAAAAGCUGUCUUGCAGACCAUCGUGUAACGUUUGUGGGGGAUUCUAGGAUACGCCAGUUGUUUUAUGCUUUUGUGAAGAUUUUGAAUCCUAAUGUAAAAGAGGAAGGGAAUAAGCAUGCAAACAUUCCCUUUGAAGACAAAGCAGCAGCUCUUAAAGUGGAUUUUCUUUGGUAUCCAGAGGUGAAUGGCUCCAUGAAACAAUGCUUCCAGGCGCUGAGUGAGCUUUCAACAUCAAAACCACAAAUGAUUAUAGCAGGAGCAGCCACGUGGUCUAUAAAGAUAAACAACGGCAGCUCGGAAACUCUUAUGCAGUACAAAGCAAACAUGACUGAAAUGGCACCUGUUUUAGAAAAACUGGCAAAUGUUAAUAAUGACGUCUAUUGGAUUUUACAAGAUCCGGUACACGAGCAAUUAUUAAGUGAAAAUCGCAAAAUGAUCACAAAUGAUAGAAUUGACGCAUAUAAUGAGGUUGCAUCUGGAAUAUUAAAUGGUAGUAACAGAAAUUUAAAAUCAAAGAUAAAAAUAUUUAGUGUUUCCAAACUUAUAUCUGAAGAAACCAUAUCUGAAUCAUUGGAUGGGCUACAUCUCCCAGAAUCAAGCAGAGAUAUAAGUGCCAUGGUUCUAAUGAAUGCCUACUGCAACAAAAUCAUGAAACCCAUAGAUGGAUCCUGCUGCCAACCUAUUCCUCCCCUCACAGUUAUACAAAAAUUAGCCGCAUGCUUUUUUAUUUUAAGUAUUGUUGUUUACUUAUCACUCGCCAUAAUUCAGCGGAAUAGACAUAGGAAGAACAAACUGAUAACAGACAUUGAAAGUGGUGAAGAGAAAAAGCCAGCGACGGCCACCCCUGCUGCCUCAAGUCUAGAAACUCUUCUCGUGUCAUCCUGCAAACUGGGCAUCAUUAUGGCAUAUUUUUACUUCUGUGAUCGUGCAAACCUCUUUAUGAAGGAGAACAAAUUUUACACACAUUCUUCUUUUUUCAUACCGAUUAUCUACAUCCUUGUGCUGGGUGUGUUUUACAAUGAAAACACUAAAGAGACAAAAUUGUUAAACAGGGAACAAACAGAUGAAUGGAAAGGUUGGAUGCAACUUGUCAUUUUAAUCUACCACGUUUCCGGAGCAAGUUCUUUUUUGCCUGUAUAUAUGCAUAUCCGAGUUUUGGUUGCAGCGUAUUUGUUUCAGACCGGCUAUGGACAUUUUUCCUAUUUUUGGCUUAAAGGAGACUUUGGAAUUUAUCGAGUUGCUCAGGUCUUAUUCCGUCUCAACUUCUUGGUUGUGAUCCUUUGUAUUGUAAUGGAUCGACCAUAUCAAUUCUAUUAUUUUGUUCCACUUGUCAGCUUUUGGUUCAUGGUCAUCUAUGGGUCAUUAGCUAUGUGGCCUCAGAUUAUCCAGAAGAAAGCAAAUGGAAACUACUUAUGGAAUUUUGGGCUUAUUUUAAAAUUAAUGUUCUUGCUGCUCUGCUUAUGUUUUCUUUCGUAUUCUCAGGGUUCUUUUGAGAAGAUAUUUUCACUGUGGCCUAUAUCCAAGCUAUUCGAGCUGAAUGGAAAUGUCUAUGAGUGGUGGUUUCGGUGGAAGUUGGAUCGUUACGCUGUUUUCCAUGGAAUGCUAUUUGCUUUUAUUUACUUGGCAUUACAAAAACAUCAAAUGCUUUUUGAAGGGAAAGGAGAACCUCUUUUUUCGAACAAAGUUUCGAAUGUGUUGAUGUUUUUUUCUGUUGUUUCGUUUUUGACCUAUUCAAUCUGGGCCAGUAGCUGCAAAAAUAAAACCGAAUGCAAUGAGAUGCAUCCCUCUGUCUCUGCCGUACAGAUAUUGGCUUUUAUCCUUAUAAGGAACAUUCCUGGCUAUGCACGCUCUGUAUAUAGUUCAUUCUUUGCCUGGUUUGGCAGAAUUUCUUUGGAAUUGUUUAUAUGCCAAUAUCAUAUAUGGCUGGCAGCGGACACAAAGGGAAUAUUGGUGCUUAUCCCUGGAAACCCUAUGCUCAAUAUAAUUGUAAGCACUUUUAUAUUUGUGUGUGUGGCACAUGAAAUAUCCCACAUAACCAAUGAUCUUGCACAGAUUGCAGUUCCAAAGGAAAACGCUGCCCUUCUGAAGAGGUUGCUGUGCAUAGCUGGAUUUCUUUUUGUACUAUUGCUUUUAUCAGCAGUCCAACAUUAAGAUGGGACAAAUGCUUGAUGGAACAGUCUUUACUUAAAAUGAUCGAUGUUGCUGAGCAACAGCUUAAACAUCAAACAAAGACUUUUACUGGUGUAUAUUCUAUAUACAAAAACAAAUUAUAUCUGUUACUUUCAUUGGACAACACUGUAAAGAAGAACAGUUCCUACAAGAGGAAAUACAUAUGAAGUUUUGGAAUACCUCAGACUUUCCAGUGUCAUAAGGCUAUUACUUUGUAGAAGGAGCUUGCAACGCUUUACUGACCACCCAAGCUGUGAAGAGGUUACAUUCAUGGAAUUUAGCUUUGCUUAAAAGUGCUGAAUUUUUAUCAGCGCUGAAGAGAUUGGAAUUGAUCAUUUUAAACUUACUGCAAAUGAUUUACUCAUACGAUGUGCAAUUGCUUUUUUUUUCUAUACUUCUUGGUGAUGUGAGAGAUGUUGAUUUAUUUUGUUUCCCUAGGCAUUGGUUUUUAUGUUUUUAGAGGUUGAUUGAAUGUUUACUUAUUUGAUGCUUGAAUGCUUUGUGUGUAUGUUUGACUCUACUGUUAUUUAAUUGUUUGUACAGAUAAAUUAUUGUUAUAUAUGACACAGUUAGUUCAUAUACUUCCAUUAUGUUGUUUUACAGGAUGAUAAACCUAAUGUUAUUCAUUGUUGCCCAUUACUGGCAACUUGUUGUUUUGUUUUUCGCUUAAUUCAUCCAACUUUUUCUUUACAACCCUCUUAUAUCAGAAUAAAUGGUUGGUACGUU